AUGAGGUCAGGAACACUGCACAAGAAGAAGGAUAACAGAGUUUCUGUUGAGUUUCAGAAUAACCAACAUGGUAAACCCAAGGUGACAUUUGAAGGUAGUAGCGAGGAUUACAAAGAACACGAUGCGGUGUUGUUUUUCGAUGGGGAGAAGUUUCGUUUGGAGAGGUUGCAUCGAGCUGUGAAGCAGCUGCGACAUCUUAGGACACCAGGUGAAUCUGCUGCGGCUUCUUCUCAGGCUGCGAUGCCUGUGGAGCAUAAUCGAUUAUCUCCUGUUGAUCGUGCUGCUAAAUCUCCACAAGUGAAUAGAAGUUUGCUUCCAGAUGUGCCUGUUGAGGUGGAAAGAAUCGAAAUUGGGAAGCCAGAGAACUCAGGUUAGCACUUAUUGCAGUGAUGUAUUCAUAUGAUUUACCAUUCUUGGAUCAUAGGGCACACUGCGUAAUUUGAACAAAACUCAAUCUUAAUACAAGGCAAACUUAUCGUAGUUCUUAGUAUUUGUUAGUCUCGUUGGCAUAAGACAUAGUUGGCUGAGUUUGGCUGCUAGUACAUAGACGUCUGAUUUCCAAAUGAAACCACAGUUCUCUUCCCAAUUCGACUUCUACCUCUAAAUGCGUUAUGAUUAUUCGGUUCUGUAUUGGUGUAGUCAAAUGAGACUAUAGAUAGGAAUAUCAAACUGUUGAUUAAAGUUUACACAUCCGCUCUACUGUUUCUAAGCAUGUAUU
Molecule: messenger RNA, 718 nt
Organism: Arabidopsis lyrata subsp. lyrata
Lineage: Eukaryota; Viridiplantae; Streptophyta; Magnoliopsida; Brassicales; Brassicaceae
Exons: 3
Coding region: 1-375 (124 amino acids)
Biological process (GO): positive regulation of DNA-templated transcription; regulation of transcription elongation by RNA polymerase II
Cellular component (GO): super elongation complex
Molecular function (GO): transcription elongation factor activity
Source: RefSeq, a predicted model, not a curated record